This is a messenger RNA of Pecten maximus, 3814 nucleotides long. RefSeq lists its product as uncharacterized. The coding region runs from base 115 to 2106 and encodes 663 amino acids. Lineage: Eukaryota; Metazoa; Mollusca; Bivalvia; Pectinida; Pectinidae. The transcript has 11 exons. The record is from RefSeq and is a predicted model, not a curated record.
ACCCGGAUAAGGAAAGACCGAGUUCACAGUGUGUGUAAGUGACGGGUGUAUUGGUAAAAGUAGAUAGUCAUACCAUCUACAUAUUACUGCAGGGACAAUUUUCGGGUGACAGGGAUGGAACCCAUCCAAUUGCUCCUUUGCAUCCUGCUGCUGUCGGCUAGCGGCAUUGGCGGACAAGAGGAUGGUAUACCGAGUGGAGACGAUCCAAUCAAUAAAGCUGCGUACACCACACGUGGAUAUUCUGGAACCACAAGUUCAGACAGACUUGGCGUUAUCAUGAGCCCUGGUUACCCUGGUAACUAUCCCAACAACUAUCGCUUCCGGUAUGACAUCUAUCUUGGAAAACAGGAGAGUGAUGUAGAAAUCAACUUUAAGAUCUUUGAUUUGGAGUACUGCAGCAACUGCGACUGCGAUUAUAUUGAAAUUGAGAACUACAAGCUAGCUAAACCGUUAAAAUAUUGCGGGGCUGCCCUUCCUAAUGGAGACGGUCAGGUGUUCUUGAAUAAUUUGGACGACUAUGUGUGGAUAACCUUCCAAUCGAAUUCUGACCAACGACGUCCUGGAUUUUAUGCGACUUACGAGGUCACCCAGAGAGCAGGCAAUGACUCAUUCCUGGUCGGAGGGUCAGUCUGCCCACCUGUUUCCUGUCCGUACUGUAACGUAGGGCAAACUCCAGAAUACGAUUAUACCGGUGUUUGCACCUAUUGCUUCUGUAGCAAGUACCGGGAUAACACCACCCCUUACUAUCCACAAACUAGCUUGUGCCCACCUGUCGUCUGCCCUGCGUGUCCGUAUGGCUUCCACCGACAUAUGGAUUACACAAGCUAUAAGUGCACUCAUUGCUACUGCGUUCACGAUCAACAAACAACAGUUAAUGGAACGUGGAUGCAGAAGACAACCAGCAGCUAUAAUCCCUGGUCUUACCUUAUGACCAGCCAUCGCCCCUGGCAAACAACUACGCAUCGCCCUUGGCAAACUACGAGUCAUCGGCCAUGGCAAACUACCAGUCAUCGUCCUUGGCGAACAACCAGCUAUCGUCCCUGGCUAACUACCAGUCAUCGUCCUUGGCAAACUACCAGUUAUCGUCCCUGGCAAACAACUAGUCAUCGUCCCUGGCAAACAACCAGUCAUCGUCCCUGGCAAACAACCAGUCAUCGUCCUUGGCGAACAACCAGUCAUCGUCCCUGGCAAACAACCAGUCAUCGUCCUUGGCGAACAACCAGCUAUCGUCCCUGGCUAACUACCAGUCAUCGUCCUUGGCAAACUACCAGUUAUCGUCCCUGGCAAACAACUAGUCAUCGUCCCUGGCAAACAACCAGUCAUCGUCCUUGGCGAACAACCAGCUAUCGUCCCUGGCUAACUACCAGUCAUCGACCCUGGGUCCCAGCUAGCACAACCUAUCCAUUGCGAUCUCAAACUGCUACACACUAUAUGUGGGAAACGACCACCGCUUCAUACGAUUAUGAUUGCGGCCCAAGUUACUUCCGAAACCGCAGUGGAGUAAUAAUGUCCCCAGGAGUUCCUGGACACGCCUACCCUAACAACAGAGACUGUCGCUACGACAUUGAUCUUGGCGGUGUGCCAGGCUCUCGUAAAACGGUGGCGCUUACAUUUAAUUUUUUCGACCUGGAGACGUGCUCGUCUUGUACGUGUGACUCUCUCACUAUUAGUUCUGAGGAAACCGAUCAUCUGCGCAUGUGUGACGGUUCCAUGGUCAACACGUCUCGGACCUAUUACGUUCAUAAGUCAAGCGACAUUUUGAAGUUGCACUUUACCACGGAUUCCUCUGUUGUAAGAUCCGGAUUCUCCGUGAACUACGAGGUGUUGAGUUCUGAGGUCAGUGACACCUGCGGUAGUGAUACCUGCUCUACUUGCAAUGGCCUAAUCCAUCAGGAUUAUUUCGGCUGCUGUAUUUGUUCAGACAGACAUUAUGAAACUACCACGUCACGCUAUUACAUGACAUCAACUAGGGCUUACUCCAACAGCCUGUUACUUCAGAUGCUGAACAAUAUAGUGCAUCACGCACGAAUGGUGGAACAAUACGCUAGUGAUUUGGAAAACGAGGCUAAUAAUGCCAAGAACCUGGUCGCCAAUAGCUUUGGUUGAUGGACUGACAAACAUUGUCUCCAGUUUGAAGACUCUUUGCUUGUUUGUAGCCUAGUCCAGAGAGUAGAAAAUAACUGGUUUAAUUUACUUGCCUGCCAUUAAGAUUUCCCUGGCAUAGAGUUAGAACUUAUUACCGCUGUGUAUAUAUUUCAACAUAUGGACAACGGAGUCCAUAUUUGACACUAUUAGAAGCUUUGGAAAUGGCUUGAUUUACUUAACAUUUUACUUACUCGGGGCGUAGAUUAUUAGAGUAGAAUCCCUCUAUGACAAUCCUUUAAAAAGCUUACCACCAAUAUUGACAUUUUUUGCCCUCUGUGUAGUGCUGCUUUGGACUGCUUUGGAUUUUGAUUAAGGGCUCAUUUAGUAGUAUAUUCUACAAUGAAAACAAAUUACGCUAAUUGACUGGUGUUUGUAAAAAGAAUAUCGAGAAAUUUUACCUCAUCAAAAUCUAAAUGAAAAAGAAACUUAACCUUCAUCAUUAUAAAACAGAAAAAAAUCAUCAAAGAAUGGAGAAAUUUGCUCAGUACAAGGGCCGUAAGGCAGGAAAAUCAACGUAAAAUGAAAAUAAAAACGUAUGUCCCGGCAGUAUAAGCGUCUCGUUCAUCGACGACACUCAUCAAGAAAAAAACUUUAACUUUAACCUUUGGCUAAACAUGAGGGGCUGGGUACAAAUGUUGUUAGUCGAUGCGAAAACAUGUAUUAAGACAAACGGGUUUAUCUCUGAAUAUUUUGACAUAUCAAGAUCUGCUAGACAGGGGUGCCUAAUCGCACCAAUUUUGUAUAUUUUACAAGCCGAACCGUUAACGUGCUCAAUUCGUGAGAGUAAUAACAUAAAAGGAAUAAUACUGCCAGGUCAAAUUGAAAUAAAGCUAAAUCUGUUUGCGGAUGACACCCAACUAUUUAUUAAAGAUGAAACUUCAAUAGCGGAAUCAUUCAAACUUUUAGGAGAAUACGAAAAGGUUUCUGGGUCUAAAGUAAAUUUACAAAAAAAACACCGGAAUUUAUCUUGGACGAUAGAAAGAUAAUAUACCUAGAUUUACAGCAAUAAAUUGGACACGAUCAAAUAUUAAAACACUAGGUGUACAUCAUGGGCACGCAAUCGAUGACGAUGCAAUAUGGAGGGAACAAAUAAAAAAGAUUAAUAGUUGCGUGUAGGUAUGGAAAACAAGAAAUCUCUCAAUGUUCGAAAAAAAUUGUAAUUAUCAAAUUAUUCAUCAUAUCUAAGAUUUGUUUCGAAAUAGACGCUCAUGGCAUUCCUGAAAAACAUUUGAAAGAACUGAACUUUAUUAUAUGGAAAUUUGUAUGGAAUGGGAAGGUGGAAAUGAUUCAUUCAAAUGAACGUAACAUCAUCCGUUCACACAAAGCUAAUGGAGGGAUGGAAAUUAUGGAUGUUACAUUUUUUACAUUACGGAAACAAAUAAAAUUGAUUUACAAAAUUAUGAAAACUGGCAAAGAUACAUGGAAUGCAAUAGCACAACACUGACUGCAAUUAUUUGACGAAAGAUAUCAAAUGAAUUAUUUUCUAUGCAAAUGUUCCGAUUUAAGUUUGUUGGAUCUUACACAUAUGCCUCAAUUUAAAAAAAAUCUUUUAACAGUAUGGUCGACGUUUUUACGAUUCAAUAAACCUAGAAACAAACGGGAAAUUUUGGAACAAGAAUUAUUUGGAAAUCAUAUGAUUGUAUUUAAUAGAAAACCACUCUUCUUUAGU